AUGUUCCUCUGCCCUACGGUCGGUAACUCUUCUGCUGCCGCUGUCGGUGCCUUAUGGAAUCAUGUUGUCAUUAUACAUGGAGCGCCUGACUUCGUGCACUCUGAUCUCGGGUCCCACUUCACGAGCUCCGUGAUUUCCCACUUCGAGAGCCGAUUUGGGAUCUGCCACACUUACCCGGCAAGCAAAACCCGCGAGUACAGGGAGCAGCAGAACGAGCAGUUCGAGAACUUAAAACGUCUCUACGCCUGCUCCAGCCUUACCUCCUGGCAAGAGAAGACUGGAAAGAUGCUCUACCAGUGGCACGGAGCUUCUUUCGGUCACAUCGACUCCCCCCACGCCUACCUCGAUGACCUCCAACGACGUUUACAAGAUGCCCACGAUCUUUGGUCUGUCACUCGUGACAUAGAGCUCACAAAGCGGAAUGAUCGCUAUCGAGUCGGCUCAUUACAACGUUCCUAUGAUCCUGGAGAUAAAGUGUUACGUGUCGUCCCAAUAGAACGGCCAGGAGGACACUCUACCGAGGUUACAGGCCCCUACGAGAUCAUUGGUCCUGCCGGGCAAAAUCAUUACAAAGUCCGUGGCACGACGGACCGCCUACCUGUCCAUCAACUACGUCCUCUAACUCUAGACCCUAUUAUACGUCGUGGCCUACAGCAAGACAGCUCGAUCAAUAGAGCUAGCAGCGUCCUAUAUGAGCAGAAGCUACUGACUGUCGCAAAAGACCACCUGACUGCUGGUGACCUCAUAAUCCACGAGAUCGAGUCCUUCGACCUUGAGCACUUCUAUGACUGUGCUACCGUCAUCUCCAACAACCUCUCCAAGGCCGAACUUGAGAUUCGUAUUAUGGAGGUUGACGAUACAGGACGGUGGUCCUUAACAAAUUCUACUCAAGUCCUAUCUUACCACUCCAUCGUUGCCACUGGCUUCGCUCUCACCAAGCAAAACCGUAUCCCCGUUCGCAUACUAAAGAUGCUCUCUUUAGCCAGUGCCAACGAGGGGGAGGGGUGA
Messenger RNA from Perkinsus marinus ATCC 50983, 1008 nucleotides. RefSeq lists its product as hypothetical. The transcript has 2 exons. The record is from RefSeq and is a predicted model, not a curated record. Gene Ontology annotation, molecular function: nucleic acid binding. Lineage: Eukaryota; Perkinsozoa; Perkinsida; Perkinsidae. Bases 1 to 1008 code for a protein of 335 amino acids.